CCCACCACCCUCUCUGCGUAGUCUUUCCACAGUCAGCCCGUCCCGCACGCCCGACCUCCCCCCACUCACCGGCGGCGUUUCACUUGCGGCGGCGCGGCGGACGGCGGUUCCUCUCCUCCCCGCCCUCGACGGGCUGCUCUACUGGCAGCGGGCUCAAGUGGGGACGAGACCCGUCCAUCCUCCCCUUCAAUUUCGUCGGCUUAUCCUUAUUCCUUUCAUCCUUUGAUCCUUUCCUGUCCUGGACGCUCUUGUUCUGUUGCGGCCCUUAGAAUGAUAACUGGGAUGCUUCUUUGUACCUAAUGGCCAAGAGAUAAACAGAUUUGAUAUGUUGACCUUCUAUGGAGGCAUCAAAAGAACAGGCUUCCAAGGACUAUGCUGAUUUCAAGGAGAAGGUUAGGAGGACCAUAUAUUUGGACCAGCUUUCUCCACAAGUUACCACCCCAGUCAUCAAAGCAGCUCUUGCCCAGUGUGCAAAUGUUGUCAAUGUGGAGUUCAUCGUCAACUACACAAUCCCUUAUGAUGUACCUUCUGCUGCAUUGGUAGAACUGGAUGAUGAUAUGCAGGCCAAGGCUGCUGUCGAGUUGAUGACUGAUUUCCCAUUCAUAAUUGGUGGGAUGCCAAGGCCUGUAAAAGCUACCCAUGCAAAGGCUGAGAUGUUCAGGGAUCGACCUCCCUGCCCUGGCCUCAAGAAAGAGUUCCGCUGGGUAAAACAAGGAGAUGACGAGUGUGAGACAAUGAAGAAACUGAAAAACCUUGCAAAGAAGCAAGAGUCAGAGAACAUGGCUCUCAUAAAGAAUCUAUUGGACGAGGAGAAGGAACUAGCAAAGCAGCAGCAGGAAGCUCUUGAUGCGAACUGCAAGAAGUACGAAAUGCUGGACCUGGUGAUGCAGAAUGGAGCCAUCAAGAACCUGGCUCACCGCUACGGAGUGAACCUGGAUGACUGACGGGACAAAUUCAUGGAGCAGCCGUGCAGUCAUCAGUUUGUCCUGGGGGGGCGCUGGUAGAUGGUGCGAUGAAUUCGACGAGUCGGGAUCCAGUAGCUGGAUCCUGGGGCGUAACAAUUGGCCCUGCUUAGUUAGCGUACGAGCAGUUGCUGCAUUAGAAAUCCGAUAACUGCAGCCUUAGCCUUUUGUUUCUUAGCCUGUAAUAACAUGGUGCUGAAACUGAAAGCAUCUGCUGUUGUGUGAUGCUUCUCGUGCAUACAUUAUUGCUGCAUGAAACUCUAGUACUUUUUAUUUCUUGUGCCCAAGCCUGCAAGGUUAUUUCGGUUUGUAUU
Setaria italica (foxtail millet) is the source of this 1276-nucleotide messenger RNA. RefSeq lists its product as uncharacterized. Gene Ontology annotation, molecular function: nucleic acid binding. Bases 339 to 944 code for a protein of 201 amino acids. The transcript has 4 exons. The record is from RefSeq and is a predicted model, not a curated record. NCBI's taxonomy places the organism in Eukaryota, Viridiplantae, Streptophyta, Magnoliopsida, Poales, Poaceae.